GUAGCAAACAAGGUAAACACUGGUGGCACAAGAACUGGUGGAAAAAACACAAUAAAUCUCUUAAAUUCCGAAGCAAUAAAUGGUUUGAAUACUGGUGGAACCAAUGUGAAUCUAAAGGUGCUGACUGGUGGACCAACUGGUACAAUAAAUACGCUAAGGAUCAUGAUGAUGGAAAAGACGUUGACCCAACAUUCCAACAUACUAAAGAAUGGUGGGGACACUGGUGGAAAAAAUAUGGAUGGAAAAAACAAUUCGCCAAAGAAGAUUGUGAUUCUAGUGAAUUUGUUGCAACCUAUAAAAAAGAAUCUUCCCAUAAAAAAUCCUCCCAUUCCCAUAAAGAAUCUUCCCAUAAAUCACUUGAAGAAUUAUGUUCUGAUGACAAAUGGUUUGAAUUCUGGUGGAACGAAUGUCAAUCCAAAGAAUCUUCAUGGUGGGACAACUGGUAUAAUAAAUACGCCAAGGAUAAUGAUGACGGUAAAGAUUUAGACUCUAGAUAUCAUCACACUGAAGAUUGGUGGAAAAAAUGGUGGAAAGAAUACGAAUCUCACACUGAUGACAAAUGGUUUGAAUCCUGGUGGAAUGAAUGUCAAUCCAAAGACUCUGCAUGGUGGAACAACUGGUACAACAAAUACGCCAAGGAUAAUGAUGAUGGUAAAGAUUUAGACGCUAAAUUCCAUCACACUGAAGGUUGGUGGAAGAAAUGGUGGAAAGAAUACGGCUAUAAGAAACACUUUGAUGCUGAAGAUUGUGAAGACUUUGAUAUAUAUACCGAAGGUGGUUAUGACAAACAUGGUGAUAAACAUGGUGCUAAACAUGGUGAUGAUGAAUGUGAUGUAUGCAAGACUAACAGCUUUUUUGAUACCUGGUGGAGCAAAUUCGAAUCAAAAGACUCUUCAUGGUGGGAAAGUUUCUGGAAGAAAUACGCAUGUGACAAUGAUGAUGGCAAAGAUUUAGAUCCUAAAACCCACCACAACAAAGCAUGGUGGUCACACUGGUGGAGUCAAUACGGAUGGAAAAUACAUUUUGAUGAUGAUUGUGAAUUUAAGGAUCUUUUCAACAAACAUCCUAAACGUGACUUAAUCAAAAGA
Molecule: messenger RNA, 1088 nt
Organism: Racocetra persica
Lineage: Eukaryota; Fungi; Glomeromycota; Glomeromycetes; Diversisporales; Gigasporaceae
Source: the annotation of a GenBank genome assembly